This is a messenger RNA of Pestalotiopsis fici W106-1, 648 nucleotides long. RefSeq lists its product as uncharacterized. The transcript has a single exon. Lineage: Eukaryota; Fungi; Ascomycota; Sordariomycetes; Amphisphaeriales; Sporocadaceae. Bases 1 to 648 code for a protein of 215 amino acids. The record is from RefSeq and is a predicted model, not a curated record.
AUGGCUCCCUCCAACAAGAACCCCACCCACGGCCAAAAGGUCGACCUGGGCCGCAAAGCGCCCAUGAGCCACGAGGGCGUCGGCGCCGUGGAAUCCGGCUCCCUGGCCGCCGAAUCCGCCGCCUUCAAGUCGUCCAACGAAAUGUCCUCUUCCGAAUUUCGCUCUUCGAACCGUCCCCAGGAGGGCAUGAGCAUGGGCAUGAGCGGCAGCAGCGGCACUAGCCACCGCACCUCGGGCGGCAUCAGCACCCAGGCCCGGGACAAUGCCACGGGCCGCAUCACGGCCGACACCCAUCACCACACUGAGCAGCAGCAGCAGCAGCAGAAGUCAUCUUCGCGCGGGCUAGGAUCCCAGCAGCAGCAGUCCCGGCAGACCCAAACGAGCAGCGGCAGCAGCAGUGGUGGUGGCCGCCGCCGUCUGUCGGGCAACGGCCCGCAUGGCAAGAAUCUGCACGAGGAUAACAAUCUGACGGGUGAAAAUGCCAGCUUCACCCAGUACGGUACCGAAGCUGACCCCGCCUACCUGGCCGAGAGAAAGUUUGAGGCCAUGGAUAGUAUGCCGGCCGGCAGCACGGGAGGUGCGGGGCGCGAGAAGAAGAUUGACGAUAAGAAUAUUUACGAUGCUCUUGGGUCAGAGAGUAAUGCUUAA